AUGUCGUCGGCAAACGAAUUCCCCCCUAUCUCGAUUGAUUCUGAGUGUGAUACAUGCGGUGACCCCAUCUUUGAUGACGACCUCUCGUCGUUUGCACAAUCUUUAGCUUCAACUAUUGUCAACGAGACCUAUGAAAAUGUAUACGUCUUUCCGAAUGACGAGAAGGAGAGCAACAGACUGGAUAUUGUCCAUUAUAUGACAGUUGCACUCUGCGACGAGAAGCUUCACCUUGCACCCAUUGGCUCAAGCCCCCAGAACAUCCUUGAUAUUGGAGCUGGGACCGGCAUUUGGUGCUGUCAAAUGGGCGUUGACCUAAGCGCAAUACGGGACACAAAACAUGUCACUCCAGAAAACGUGAGAUUCGAGAUCGACGACAUCGAAAGCGACUGGACUUUUAUAGACUCGUUCGACUACAUCCACUGCCGUUACAUCCACCUGACACCCGGCUGCUGGGCGGAAUUCCAAGACUUCGAUGUUCCUUGGUAUUCCGACGAUGGAACGUACGACGCCGAAUCAUCACUUGGUCGAUGGUACAAAUUAUUCUAUAAAGCCACCCGCCAACAUGGUCGAGAGCUGUCGCCUGGCCCUAAACUUGAAGGGUGGGUGCGCGGUGCCGGCUUCACCGAUGUGGUUGUUAAGAAGCUGCGGGUUCCUGUUGGGAGAUGGCCAAAAGAUCCGAAAUUGAAAACGGUCGGGACCUGGAAUCUCCUGCAAGUCAUCGAGGGCAUGGAAGGGUUUUCCAUGGCCCUCUUCUCUCGUGUGUUAGGAUGGUCUCCUGAUGCCAUCCAGGCCUUUGUUGCUGAGGUAGUGAAAGAUCUCCGCAAUCCGAAAAUGCAUGCACAGUUCGACUUGUACAUUGUUUACGGGCGAAAACCUGAAACGAGCAAAUGA
Molecule: messenger RNA, 891 nt
Organism: Histoplasma mississippiense
Lineage: Eukaryota; Fungi; Ascomycota; Eurotiomycetes; Onygenales; Ajellomycetaceae
Exons: 10
Coding region: 1-891 (296 amino acids)
Source: RefSeq, a predicted model, not a curated record